This is a messenger RNA of Lodderomyces parapsilosis, 1011 nucleotides long. It is a transcript of the gene TDH3, whose product is annotated as glyceraldehyde-3-phosphate dehydrogenase (phosphorylating). Lineage: Eukaryota; Fungi; Ascomycota; Pichiomycetes; Serinales; Debaryomycetaceae. Gene Ontology annotation, molecular function: oxidoreductase activity, acting on the aldehyde or oxo group of donors, NAD or NADP as acceptor; NAD binding; NADP binding. Bases 1 to 1011 code for a protein of 336 amino acids. The transcript has a single exon. The record is from RefSeq and is a predicted model, not a curated record. Gene Ontology annotation, biological process: glucose metabolic process.
AUGGCUAUCAAAGUUGGUAUUAACGGUUUCGGAAGAAUUGGACGUUUAGUCUUGAGAAUUGCUUUGCAAAGAAAGGAUAUUGAGGUUGUUGCUGUCAAUGAUCCAUUCAUUGCUCCAGACUAUGCUGCUUACAUGUUUAAGUACGACUCUACCCACAGAACUUACAAGGGUGAUGUCAAGUCUGAAGGUGACACUUUGAUUAUUGACGGUCACAAGAUUAAGGUUCAUGGUGAAAAAGACCCAGCCUCAAUUCCAUGGGGUAAAGAUGGUGUUGACUAUGUCAUCGAAUCCACUGGUGUAUUCACCACUCUUGAAGGUGCCCACAAACACAUUGAAGGUGGUGCUAAAAAAGUUGUCAUCACUGCUCCAUCAAAGGAUGCUCCAAUGUUUGUUGUUGGUGUCAAUGACGACAAACUCAAUAAGGAAGAUGAAAUUAUCUCCAAUGCUUCAUGUACCACCAACUGUUUGGCUCCAUUGGCUAAAGUUAUCAAUGACAAGUUUGGUAUUGAGGAUGGUUUGAUGACCACUGUCCACUCCAUGACUGCUACUCAAAAGACUGUUGAUGGUCCAUCCCACAAGGACUGGAGAGGUGGUAGAACUGCUUCAGGUAACAUUAUCCCAUCAUCCACUGGUGCUGCCAAGGCUGUUGGUAAGGUUAUUCCAGAAUUGAAUGGUAAAUUGACUGGUAUGUCAUUGAGAGUCCCAACUGUUGAUGUUUCCGUUGUUGACUUGACUGUUAACUUGAAGAAGUCAACCUCUUAUGAAGAAAUCUCCAAGGUUAUUCAAGAAGCUGCUAACGGUCCAUUGAAGGGAAUUUUGGGCUACACUGAUGAUGCUGUUGUCUCCACUGAUUUCUUGGGAUCUUCAUACUCUUCAAUCUUUGAUGACAAAGCUGGUAUCUUGUUGACCCCAACUUUUGUCAAGUUGAUUGCUUGGUACGAUAACGAAUACGGUUACUCCACCAGAGUUGUUGAUUUGUUGGAAAAAUUUGCCAAGGUCAAUGGAAAUUAA